AUUGAAUUGUACGUGUUUAUACAAAUAGUGUAAAUAUUCAUAAUGAUAAAAUCAUGAUAUGUGUUUGGUGGAUUUAUCUGUAGAUCGUUAAAUUAUUUUGAAGUUAUCUCCAAAGUGAAUGAUUGAGGUUGUUUGAUUAACGUCUUGUUCUUACUUAAUGUUUUAGUGGCAUGACUUACAGGGUAAUAUUGGAUUUGUAUUAUUUGUAUUAUAAAUGGUGUAGCAGAAAUGUCGCGGGAAUGCAUAUACACCGCUUUGUCACAAGAGAGCAACGAGUACUGCAGACGUCUAAAGCUAAGGUCCCGAUCACCAGUCGGUGGACGGACGUCUCCCUCGAACUUCUGCAGCCAAUCAGACGGCUCCGAAUACCUAGCACCCCCACCAGUGCUUUCCGACAACAGAUCGUCAAACGCAUCUGUGAGGAUUUCUAAAGAUUAUGGAUUAUGUCCCGUUGAUCAAAGCAACCGACACUCAAUCGAAAAUGACAACAACCUGCCGCAUGCAAGAGGAAACAUUUCGUUAAGUGCUGUUGGGUGUACUGAAGGUUGUGAAGAUGGUAGCGGCGGCUCAAAGGAACCGAGGAAUACCAUAUGUCAGCGUCCAGAUUCGGAGUACGAUGAACAAGAUAUAGAGACAAUCUGGACUUUGAGAAACACCAGCGGUGAACAUGACCUUUCAAGGUCGCGACCUGGGUCGCUGACUUCUAGCACAUGUAACUACCUUCCAAAGGAAACUGUGAUAAUCAACGUGGGUGGUCAAACAUUCGAGACGUUCAAGUCCACCUUGAGACGACUAAAAUCUAGUAAGUUAGCGGAUGAAAAAGAAAUGAUGAAGUAUUAUAGAAAAUCAAAAGGGGACUUCUUUUUUGACCGCGAUCCCUACGCGUUCAACAUAAUUCUGAAUUAUUUGCGCUACGGCGACCUUCACCUUCCAACGAACCUGUGUGUCCCAGCUCUUAUGAGGGAAUUCCAAUACUGGGGCAUCGACGAGGCCGAUAUCGAAAGGUGCUGUUUCCAGCCAUACAACACGUGGAAGUCUCAAACAAAGUCAUUAGAGAAGCUGGAGUACGACCGGAAGCAGUCGACGACGCAGGAGGACCUUGCGUAUGACCUUAAAAGCAAGAGUUGUUUAAGACGCAUGCGCGCGGUCGUCUGGACCUUCCUACAGGACCCUAGCUCGUCCAGGGCUGCUAAGAUCUACGCCUGGGUGUCUAUUAUUUUCGUCUGUCUAUCCAUCUUCUCUUUCUGUGCCGAGACCCAUCCAAUGUUCAAACUUCCGUCGUCCAAAGUACACAAUUUGCGCUGGCUCUACAGAUUCUUCACUCUAGUAGACAGCCUAGUCCUUAACAAAAACAACGCGACGUCCAAAGCGCCGUUGACAUUGAUACAUUUCAACUCGACGACCAACACAACUCAUUCCAGCGUUACCACUGCGGCGAAUAUAAGUGAUUCCCGUUCGGAAGGCGAACCACAGAUUUCGCACCCGGCGUUGGUGAUUAUUGACCUCAUUUGCGUGUUUUUCUUCAGUCUAGAAUUCCUUACGCGAUUAUUACUUUGUCCGAAAAAGCUACGCUUCUGCAGUUCCCUGCAAAACAUCAUUGACUUCAUUGCUAUUGUUCCGGACUACGUUGAAUUUAUCAUGCUAUGGAUCAGUCCACAAGUGAGAGUCGGUCUUAGUUUCGUAGACUUCAUAUUCAUACUGCGCAUGCUCAGACUAUGUCGUAUCUUCCGAAUAAUACGUCACGUGCCUGGUCUGUGGAUUUUGCUGUACACGCUCAAAGCUAGCUUCAACGAACUUAUGCUUAUGUUUGUAUUUUUGUUAAUCGGAAUGGUUAUGUUUGCGUCGUUGUUACAUUUUAUUGAAGGGGGUGAACAAUUCAGUAACAUUCCUGUUGGAUUCUGGUGGGCCAUGGUGACCAUGACAACUGUAGGUUACGGUGACAUGUUUCCGGUAACUGGUUUCGGUUACGUCAUUGGGUCUGUCUGCGCGAUUUCCGGUCUGCUGAUGAUUGCCUUCACGGUACCAAUAAUUGUUAACAAUUUCUUGCUGUAUUACACGCAUGUUCAGUACGGUAUUUCCGAUAAAGACGCUGCGAUGAACCACAUGGAAGAAGAAAAGGACGAAGCUGAGUUGGGUGUAUUGCAAACUUUAAUGACCAGUUCUUUUGAGGAGACGAUGGAACGCAAACAGGACAAAGUGAAUGAAAUCAAGUUCCCCCACAGCAGCAGGACUCCACAGAACAAAAGCGCCGACAAAUGUGUAGAGUAUGAUAGCAAUUGAACCAAAUGUUUAACAAUCAUGAAGAUGAACCUAUCACGACGAUGAGAUGAAACUUGCAUAACAUUUGAUCGACUUGUUUAUGUUCUUAAGCAUAAUCGUAAAGAUCUUGAUAUUCAUUUUGGAAAAAUCUUUCUUUUCACGUUUUCAGUUUAUUGCUCUAUAGUGUUUCCCGCCAACAUGUCUAAACCAUUCGAAAAUUGGUGAAAGUCAUCCGUAUUUUUGCGAACGUAUGUAAACAAACAAAUGCGACGAAUCGCAAGAAGUUGUUUGCAUUUAUUAUCCAUUUCAGUGAACUUUCGAACGCAGCGUUAUAAAAACACCAGCUGUAUACAAAGUUUGAAUUGAAAUCAUGUUAGCAUUUUUUUUAAGAUAAUGCGAUUUUUUAAAAUAAUUUGUAUGAGUACUUACAUUCGACGGCAUUAUCUGAAAGAUGGAUGUAAUCAACAAUUUGGUUGAUUGGGAUAUCAUGGCGAAUUACAUGUACAACUGUUUGCUUUCAAAACGCUGUUUCCGGUUUAUACGUAACAAUAGGAUGUCAAUAAAUAAUGAAUAAAAAUGUAAUAUAUAUUGAGUUUAUUGUUUAUUUUAAGAUUAUUUGUGGGAGUAGAAAACGACGAUACUGAUGUGGGUGUAUUGCAUACGUUGAUGACCAUUUUUUUGCCGCACAUGCUAAGCAGGGACGACACUGGGACGACACUUCCCGCUCUUAUGAUAUUUUUCGUUCCAACAAAGUCUCUUCUUUGCAAAAAUCAUGUUUAUGAGGACAGUGUCUUCCUUGAUUGGCCUGUGCGGACUGCAUAGGCUUAUCUUGGACGACAAUUAACGCACGUGCAUGAAACCAUCUUUUCAAAAAGCGCGGCUAAUAUACUUCAUCAUAAACCUCAUACAAUAAGUUCGACAUUAAGUGUAUCAUACCAAAACAUGCUUCAAUACGAUACAACAGUAAAUAGAACACAAGUAUUAAAUAAGGCGUUCAAACGUGGGUUGUUUCAACUGACCCGACGGACCCUUACUUGGUAUUGCACACAUGUCAGAUCGUGUCAGAUCAUGUUUGAAAUUAAUAAAUGUUCGUCUUAUCUUUGUUUAUCAGCCAGCAAACACAUCUUUAUCUAAUGUAAUUGUUGUUCAAUAUCCAGCGAGUCAGAACUACACAUUGUUGCUUAUUUGCAAAUAAUAAACAUUCUUUAAAACGAUCUGGUAAUAUUAUUUUCACUACUUCCAAGUCAAGUUUUAUAGUGGGAGCAGUGGUCUAAUGGUAGGACGCUGGCGUAGGGAUCGAGAGGUCCCAGGUUCGAAUCCCGCCCUGACCGCUGUAAUUUCCUUGAGCAAUAAAAUUUGUCCCACAUCUGCUCCUCUCCACCCAGGUGUAUAAAUGGGUACCUGUGAGGGAAAUAAGCCAAUGUGCCGUGGCUGCCUGGUGCGCCAUAUGUUAACGGACGACUUAGAUCCCAGUGAUCGGGGGGUUGUUUGUGAAGUCGGCUGAAUAUGUAUUUAGAAGCAGACUAUAAACCGCACCUUUAACCUUUUAACCUUUAAGUUAGAAUCAAAGAAAACUUAGGGUGUUUUUUUUCAUUUUUAUGGGUGGGGAAAUCAACUCAAAGAAGAAAAUAAUUUACAUUGUUCUUCACAGAUUAAUC
Molecule: messenger RNA, 3917 nt
Organism: Dreissena polymorpha
Lineage: Eukaryota; Metazoa; Mollusca; Bivalvia; Myida; Dreissenidae
Product: potassium voltage-gated channel protein Shaw-like
Exons: 4
Coding region: 229-2280 (683 amino acids)
Biological process (GO): protein homooligomerization; potassium ion transmembrane transport
Cellular component (GO): membrane; voltage-gated potassium channel complex
Molecular function (GO): protein binding; voltage-gated potassium channel activity
Source: RefSeq, a predicted model, not a curated record